AGGAAGCGCGGGUCAUUUUGACCAGUCGUUCCCUCGUAUUGACAUAACACUUUUUCUUUGCACCAAAAAGAUAAAUUUCGAGACACUUGCGGGGCUGGAUGCGAAUUGGCCCCAGCUGCAAGAUCAUCAUUAGUGCAGUAUCAGCCUGCAACCUGCUCUCAGCUUCGGGAUGGAAAGAAUAAGAAAAGAAAUAAUUCUGAUGGAACGGGGUCUGCAUAGUCCUGCUGCCAAAAGGAUUUCGAAUUUGUCAGACUCAGCUGGAAAUGCGGUGGAGGAGGCCCUUGAAAAUUCUCAUCACAGUGGUCGUCUCAGCCCCAGACCAACUUCCGCCUCCCUCCACAACACUGUUGGGGACACCUCAACAAACGGCAAAUUUGAGAUAGACAAUUUAUUCCACCAUCAACAUUCAAGCGACAGCACGUCCUCGCCUGAAAUUUCCUCUUCGGAAAGCAGGAAAAAAUUCUCCCUUUACCCAGAACUUACUAGUCGGGAAAAAGAAGCAGAAAUGAACAGUGAUGUUGAUGUGGGAUGCUCGACACUCCGUUCUCCUGCCGGUGUCAAUACAACGCAUCUCAAAGAAAAUACAAACAAAGUUUAUUCUGAUAAUGGUAGUUCAACUAAUACUUCGUCGAAUGGGUCCAGUAUUACGAACCUGAACGGCAACUCCAGUUCAAUAGGCAAUUCGGGUUCUGGUCCUGACCAGGUGAGACGGUAUCGAACUGCUUUCACCCGAGAACAAAUCGGUAGACUAGAGAAAGAGUUUUACAGAGAAAACUAUGUAUCCAGACCCAGGCGAUGUGAACUGGCGGCGGCUUUAAAUCUACCCGAAACAACUAUCAAGGUUUGGUUUCAGAACCGGCGAAUGAAAGAUAAAAGACAGCGACUAGCUAUGUCAUGGCCCCACCCGGCUGACCCAAGCUUUUAUACCUACAUGAUGACCCAUGCGGCGGCCACUGGGAGCUUGCCCUACCCUUUCCACUCUCACGUGCCCUUGCACUACUACCCCCACGUUGGCGUCACCGCGGCUGCCGCUGCCGCCGCCGCCACAGGCGCCACGCCCUUCCCCACCUCCAUUCGCCCGCUCGACACCUUCCGCGCCCUCUCGCACCCUUACUCGCGGCCCGAACUUCUCUGCAGCUUUCGCCACCCGGGCCUCUAUCAGUCGCCGCACGGGCUCAACAGCAGCGCGGCCACGGCGGCGGCGGCAGCGGCCGCGGCCGCAGCUGCCUCGACGCCCGCCAGCGCUGCGCCGUGCUCCUGCCUCAGUUGCCACAGCAACCAGAGCGGCGCGCUGGGGCCCAGGAGCUCGAGCUCCGACUUCACGUGCACCGCGGCUGCGCAGAGGUCGGAGAGCAGCUUUCUUCCCUACUCGGCCGCGGUGCUCAGCAAAUCAGCGGCGGUGUCACCGCCUGGCCAGCGGGAGGAGUCCUCCCUUACCAGAUAACUCAACCCGGCGGUGGUUCUCACCAAGGCCAAUGGAGACACUAGUGGUAAAUUGCUAAAUUCGUUUUUUUUUAAUCCAUCGCCCUUCUAGUGAGUACUGCUUUGGUGCAACCGUGGGCAAAUUUCCAUUCACAACUGUUUUAAAAAGACAUGCUAUCCUUUUAGUACGGACAACCCAGCCCUUUUCAUUCUUCCCGGAACUCAUUGGAUGCGGCUGAAAUAAUUUAGAAUCUUUCCCCAUGGACUCUUGAAAAGUUCUUUUAGUUGUUCUCUUCGUCAUACUAGAUUGUACAAGGAAACUGUGAACUUUUUAAAGUAUUAUCGUCUUCUUAAUGGAUAUGAUUUGGGCCUGUAGCAUUUGAUAAGACUUUUGGGACUAAAUUCAAGAAGGUAAAACCGUCUUGAAACAGAUUUUAAGAGUCAGUGCAACCACAUCUGGAUACUGUCUCUUUAAAUAAUGCUGCAGAUGAAGGUCACUUUGGGAAGAACACAAUUCCAUUUAUUCUGUACACUUUUACAUGAAGGCCCUUUUCUGUGAAAUUGGGUAUGUGCAUGCCUACUGCUUUGGCCCAGGAGUGCCACCACCGGGUAUCUGACAAGUGUUCGCUGCCAGAAACAAACUCCUCGAGGACUUUGGCAAAGUUCGAGGAAGACACAUCAGAAACCGCCAAUGUUAUUGCCAUGUCAAUUCCGAUGCUAAUAAUGUGCAGAUUAUGACGAAAAUUGCCAAUCAUGUACCUUGAUGGACCUCCUUUGAAUGUAGAAUUGGAAAAAAAGUUCCCUGCGCAGAGACCUGCUGUCAAAUACUAACAACCCGCUAAGGGAAGUCAUUAGAAGAGAUAGAUAAGAGACUUGAUACAUAAAAGAUUGUUCAUGGUGCAUAGAAUGUACAGGAUUUAAUGUGGUAUUCGUUAUCUGAAGUGAUUUUGCAAAAACUCGACGUCCUCAUUGUCCCACUGCCAGUUUUAAUUUUGGAAACCUAUAUUGUAGACGUCCUGUGUCCACUUUUCCUUGUAACCAGUACGGAACUGAUAUGAACAGCCUCAUUAAAUCAACCUCGAAAAUUUCCAUAAUACGCCCCAUAGAGCCACUUCACUGUUCGCUUAAUGGGAUUCUUCUCGAAAAAAAUGUAACUAACAGUUUUUUUUUCACUGUGCAUCCUUCCCACAGGGUCCUUUGUCAAUCUCUUGUAAAUUAACUCAUUAAAUUAUGUAAUACAGUAUUUCAGUUUCUCCGUUUUCAGUAAUUACUGUACAAUAUCCAUUCGGUGGUAUUUUUACUUUAAUCUUAAAAAUGGACUAUAUAAGAUAAUAAAAGUGCAUGUAGAAGGUAUCUGGCAGGCGAAUUUUGAUACCAAUGGAUGUUUACAUCAUUUUGUCAGAAAUGCUAAGCCAGAACCAAAUUGCAUUUUGAAUGAACGAAGACCAAGUCAGUACUUUUACAGUUGAAACGCGAAAUCACUUCUGAAGGAAAAAAAAGACGACUUUGAACUUAACUGACAUGUAGAAAAACCUCUAUUCAUUUAGAAAAUAUCUGUUCAUUUUCGAGUUUUUGUUAAUACAUAACUACGAACUGAAAAAGAAAACAAAAUCGCAGCAGCAUUGCAGACUACCACACUUAUUCUUGUGACUGUUAGAAUCUUUGGCGAUAUGCUGAUUCCUUGUAUAAUUGCUUAAUGAAAUAAAACCUGCAGAACCCCCAAGAAAGCCCAUACAAAAGAAAGUGAUGGACACAAUUUUCUCGAUCUUUAUGAAAACAGAAUAUAUCGGGCUACUGAUAUGGAUGUAGGUUUUUCAAAAGUGGAACUAAAUGUUUUACUGUAGGCCGUUAGGCCUGAUGGUGUAAUGUCAAAAUGUAAUAUAGUAUUUGUGCUUGAAAAUAUUGCUGGACGUAUCCACUCAUUGUAAGAUAUUUUAACUUAUACA
Molecule: messenger RNA, 3368 nt
Organism: Mobula hypostoma (lesser devil ray)
Lineage: Eukaryota; Metazoa; Chordata; Chondrichthyes; Myliobatiformes; Myliobatidae
Gene: evx2
Product: even-skipped homeobox 2
Exons: 3
Coding region: 170-1444 (424 amino acids)
Biological process (GO): regulation of transcription by RNA polymerase II
Cellular component (GO): nucleus
Molecular function (GO): RNA polymerase II cis-regulatory region sequence-specific DNA binding; DNA-binding transcription factor activity, RNA polymerase II-specific
Source: RefSeq, a predicted model, not a curated record